AUGAGAUAUUUUAAUCAAUACAGCUUUUUGAAUGAUCGCAAGGAUGACCGCAAGGAUGACCGCAAGGAUGACCGCAAGGAUGACCGCAAGGAUGACCGCAAGGAUGACCGCAAGGAUGAUCGUAAGGAUGAUCGCAUGGAUAGCAAGGAUGAUCGCAAGGAUGACAGCAAGGAUGAUCGCAAGGAUGAUCGCAAGGAUGACCGCAAGGAUGAUAGCAAGGAUGACAGCAAGGAUGAUCGCAAGGAUAGCAAGGAUGAUCGCAUGGAUAGCAAUGAUGAUCGCAGUGAUAGAAAGGGUGAUGAACGACCAAGACGUUUUGAAGACAAAGAUUUGAGCUUGUUUGAACGAUACCAAGAAUGGGUAACGAAGAAAGUGAGAGAGACAUUCGAUGUUCCAGCUGACUUUAUCUGGUUUCGCCCAGUCAGUCUUCUUCGCACAACAGACAAGCAAGGAAGAGAAACAUAUUACUAUAAAUUUCCCAUUCCAAAGGGUUUAUUUGCCAAUGUUCGUGUAGUAUUAGUUAAGUCGAAAAUACCGGAAGAAUUGAAAAAGGCUGUAACAGUUUAUUCAAAAUCACUCGGUAAAUAUGAUCUCCCUCGUUACUUCUAA
Didymodactylos carnosus is the source of this 609-nucleotide messenger RNA. The record is from the annotation of a GenBank genome assembly. NCBI's taxonomy places the organism in Eukaryota, Metazoa, Rotifera, Eurotatoria, Philodinida, Philodinidae.